GGUUUCUUGAUGCUCGGGACGAGUUGGUCCAUGAUUGUCUUGGCGCUUUCUGAGCCGGUUAUUUUGAGGACUGCGACCUCAGAAGAUCCAUUGAAUAGAUGUAUCUCAGUACUUGUAUCUCUCCCUUCAAGCAGCUCGCCAAGCGUCUUCUCGACGCUGCCGAGGACCUCGAAACGUAGUCUCCGACGACCAUAUAGCCUCCAUGAAACCACAGUUUGUGAGUUGAGGUCACUACCACCAUGAUUCGUCUACCAGGACGGGAGUGUAUGCGUAUGCAACUUACAGCUUCAUGUUUAUGGUCCACUUUGGCAUGACGUCGUCUCUGUUCAUCUUGAUUAUUUUCGUCUUUCGCUUAAUAUUGCCUGCGAUGAUUUUCAAACGAAACCUUGAUUCUUCUGUGGGUGCAAUCGUAACGAUUUCGAUGUCACGGAUGAAAAGGGUCCGGCGAUUCCCUCCCUCAUUUGCCAUGGCUAUUGCGCACGGACGGGUGGUCCCAGUGAGAAGUAAACGAGCUCGAAGCGUGGAGCAAAGGGUUAAAGGUGAAGAUACGGUAUCUUAGAUGCAUUCCCCGGGCGCCCCGAUGAUGGCCGUUGUUA
Desarmillaria tabescens is the source of this 596-nucleotide messenger RNA. RefSeq lists its product as uncharacterized. Lineage: Eukaryota; Fungi; Basidiomycota; Agaricomycetes; Agaricales; Physalacriaceae. The record is from RefSeq and is a predicted model, not a curated record. The coding region runs from base 290 to 559 and encodes 89 amino acids. The transcript is spliced from 4 exons.